AUGAAAAUCACUGACGUUAAAACUUACAACUUACGCUAUCCACUCGUUGAACCCUUCGCGAAUUCACGCGGUUGGACGAACGCGCGAACUGCCGUCGUCGUCGAAAUUCGCACAGAUGCCGGCAUUACCGGUUGGGGUGAAGGCGUAAGCGUUCCGUCCGCCUCAGCUGUUGAAGCGCACCUGAUUGGACAAUCGCCUUUUGAAACGGAACGGAUUUGGGAGGCGAUGCGUGGCGAUAUCGGUGCGCUAAGCGGGAUCGAUAUCGCACUCUGGGACAUCAUGGGCAAAGCAUUGGACAUGCCGAUCUAUCAACUCCUCGGCGGCGCGUUCCAAUUGAAGAUUCCGGCUUACGCGAGUGGGCUUUUCAAGAAAGACAAACCCGACAUAACCCAAGCGUUGAUGGACGAAGCGAAAGGCUACGUCGAGGCAGGGUUUCCCGCCGUCAAGAUGAAAAUCGGUUUCGGUGAGGCUUAUGAUGUAGAGAACGUCGCCGCGGUUCGACGCGCCAUCGGGGACGAUACCCUCUUCGCCGUUGACGCAAAUUGUGGCUACGAUGUCGGGACCGCGAUUGAUGUCGGACAGAAACUUCUGGACUACGACCUCUUCUGGUAUGAGGAACCGAUUACGAGUGACGAUGUGGCAGGCUAUCGGGAGAUCCGACACGCACUGAAGGUUAGAAUCGCUGGUGGUGAGAUGCUAAAAGGACGUUGGGCGUUCCGGGACCUACUGCAGGAACGCGGGUUGGAUAUUGUGCAACCCGAUCUGAGCAUUGCAGGCGGUUUUACGGAGUGCCGGAAAAUCGCUGCCAUGGCGAGUGCGAACUACGUUCGGGUGUUGCCCCACAUGUGGGGUGGUAGCAUCCGCCUCGCUGCGACGUUGCACUGGCAAGCCACGCUCCCGGAUGCGCCACAAGCACUCAACCCGAUCCCGUCGCUGUUGGAAUUUGAUAUGACCGAGAACCGUCUCCGCACGGCGUUGGCACAGCAACCGAUAAAAUGCCGUUGA
This is a messenger RNA of Geodia barretti, 1005 nucleotides long. Lineage: Eukaryota; Metazoa; Porifera; Demospongiae; Tetractinellida; Geodiidae. The record is from the annotation of a GenBank genome assembly.